Messenger RNA from Cladophialophora carrionii CBS 160.54, 2076 nucleotides. RefSeq lists its product as uncharacterized. Lineage: Eukaryota; Fungi; Ascomycota; Eurotiomycetes; Chaetothyriales; Herpotrichiellaceae. Bases 1 to 2076 code for a protein of 691 amino acids. The transcript has a single exon. The record is from RefSeq and is a predicted model, not a curated record.
AUGGGUCCCAUUGAAUUCAACAAGAAGCGGAUUCUCCUGCUCAUCGCGGGUGUCCUUGCGUUCUAUAUUGUCUUCCAUGGUCUCUCCUUCUCGAGUACCGACUUCAGCGAUAUCGCCUCACAACUACCAAUCCCGAACCACCUAACCCCGACCGAACACAAACUGCCGCCUUCAGCGCCAGAUCCAGAUGAGAUAUGGGAUCUGACCCCUACACCAUCACUGGUGCCGGCACCCGAGGAUGCCGCUGAAUCCGAUGCGCCCGUGUCGGUGCCACCAGUACAACGCUUCGACUUGCACCCGAUCGCGCAGCUGAUGCAAACAGCCGAUGCGCAAUGGCGAACCUACGAGACCGCGGUCUCGACGACUUUCAGGCAGACGGUGGAGAAAUACCGAAGCAAAUAUGGCAGACAUCCUCCGCCAGGCUUCGCCGAAUGGUACAAGUUUGCGCGCAAGAGGAACGUGUUCAAUAUCGACGACUUUGAGCAGAUAAUGGAUGACCUGCGGCCGUUCUGGGCGGUCAACGCUUCCGAGAUCCGUAUUCGUGCAGCUCAUAUGUGGGAGAAUUUCGACUUUGGGGUCUCGGUUGUGCAUAUCCGCGAUCACAAAGUCGUCAAAGUGGAGAAUCCUAGCUGGCGGUCCGAAACAAUGGAGAAGGUGAUUGAAAAGUUCAUCAACCAUCUGCCGGAUAUGGACAUUCCCAUGAAUCGGCUGGAUCAGCCACGAAUGGUCGUGCCGUGGGAAGAUAUGCAGCAACAUCUACGAGUCGAGUACGACACUCGGGUGAUGCCACCCGAGGUCAUGGACAGCUUCACGAAGGACCAGCUUGACUUACGCGACAUGAGCAUUCUCGACAAGGCUGAUGAUCAUUCGACGCGGCUGGAUGAUGAGUGGUUCUUUGCGCCGGGCAAGCAAUACAUGGAGAUUGCCGCAAAGGGUUGCCCUCCAGAAUCUCCCGCGCGAUCCAACAUGUCCACUGCGGAGGCGGACCGUCUGUACAAGGAGCCCCUUGCAGGUUUUGUUACCAACUUCAACCUGUCAAGUGACCUAUGCACCAUCGGGCCCGCAAUCCAGGACAUGCAUGGCAUGUUGUACUCGGCCAGCAGUAUCAUUGCCUCUCACAAGCUUGUUCCCAUCUUCGGUGAAUGUAAAGUCAACGUCAACAAUGAUAUUCUCUUCCCCGCGAACAUGUACUAUCAGCAUGAUGAUCGAUAUGAUUACAACGACAAAGAAGAUCUGGAUUGGCGCGAGAAGCAGGACACCAUCAUUUGGCGUGGCGUUACCUCUGGCGGUGUUCAAUUAGCUGAUAACUGGGACCGAAUGCAUCGCCAGCGUCUCGUCCGGCUUCUCAAUGGAACCUAUAUGGGUAUGGCAGCCGAAGAGGUCAAAGUCCUCAUGGAGAAGGAUACUGGACCAGAGAAGGUCAACACCACCUACGAGCCAUUUGAGAGAUUCCGGCCGUCCGAAUUCAUCAAACAGCACAGCGACGUUGGAUUCACCGAGCCCAUGUCCUGUAUCCCCAAUUGCUCGUUCUACAACGAUCACUUCACCUGGGUACCGCCCGUAUCGCUCACCUCACAAUUCAAAUCGAAGUACCUGAUCGAUGUGGACGGGCAUUCCUUCUCAGGCAGGUGGCACGCUUUCUUACAGAGCAAGAGUCUCGGACUGAAGGCCACCAUUUUCCGAGAAUGGCAUGAUAGUCGGCUUCUGGCAUGGCGACAUUUUGUUCCAGUGGAUAAUCGAUACGACGACCUCUACGCAUUGUUGACGUACUUCAUCGGCUAUGGCAAGCCUUACAAACAGCACGCCGACGAGGGCGCAGACCUCAACUCGCAGGUCUUCAUCGCUCCGCACGAUCAAGAGGCCCAGAAGAUUGCGAGACAGGGUCGUGAAUGGGCGAACAAAGUACUGAGGCGAGAAGAUAUAGAGGUAUAUAUGUUCCGACUCCUAUUGGAAUAUGGCCGCUUGAUCGAUGAUAACCGAGAUUAUAUUGGAUAUUCGGGCGACGGCAGUGAGUUGGAUAAGUUCGAUGCCGGUGAGGAGAAUGAUGGGCGAUGGGGCAUAGGAGGAUGGAGGUGA